This is a messenger RNA of Sycon ciliatum, 904 nucleotides long. RefSeq lists its product as uncharacterized. Lineage: Eukaryota; Metazoa; Porifera; Calcarea; Leucosolenida; Sycettidae. The record is from RefSeq and is a predicted model, not a curated record.
GUGGCGUUGUUUAGUUGUUUCGUCUGUAUGGGUAGUAUUGUAGCGGAGCAAAACUUGAUGGUCUCAAACUCUGUGGUGUUGUUUGUCUUGUCGGGUGUUGCAUGACUUGUUUCGUGAAAAUAACACAAGGCUGUGUGUUCGUCGCUGUGAUGUUCACCUCACCUGUCCGAUCAUAGCGUGACGUUCCACGUUCACAGCGUUCACCCUCCCCAGCUGCCGCUAAACAUAGCAAAAUUAAUAUUAUUGCUUCAGAGUGACAUUGUGAAGUAAUCCGGCUUCGCCUGUAAAGAUGUCCAGAACCCAUAGCCGAGCUAAGUCAGCUUUUGCUCGCAUGCCCGCUCACCAGGACGCCGAUCGGCAGCAGUCGAAUGAGUUCCCUCGGCCAGCUCAUGCGGGCCUGCCACCAAAGCUCGGCCUGCGAAGGAAUAUGCUGGGCAGCACCGCCGAUGCAGCCAAUGACCAAGAUUAUUUCUAUUGCAAGACUAGGUACGACCAGGAUUUCGCCGGCGCUAGCGAAGGAGUUGCUAACGUGUGCAGAGGCGUAGCGAGACCAACGUCACCAACACGAUUAAAUAAUCCACAUCCAUCACGAACAUUCAUGCGAUGGACGGGCAAUGAGGAUGAGAUGCUGAAAGACGGACCGACCCUGGCUGAAGUCAAGGCUGCCGUAGAGAGCGAUAAGAAGCCGUGGUUCCGCAAAGACUUCAAAGAAAUCAUCGGCCAGGAUAUACCUGAUGACAAAGUGCAGGAGUAUUUGCGCACGUUCACACGAGUGAAGUUACCUUACGACCAGCCGGAGAGCUCCAUGAUUGGCAUACACACACGCCUCAAGUCAGACCCUCCAGCCAAGCCAAAGAAGCUGGUGCCAAAGCGCUCCGGGAAGGACGCGCCCGUGGCUAAAACG